Messenger RNA from Phialemonium atrogriseum, 1032 nucleotides. RefSeq lists its product as uncharacterized. NCBI's taxonomy places the organism in Eukaryota, Fungi, Ascomycota, Sordariomycetes, Cephalothecales, Cephalothecaceae. Bases 1 to 1032 code for a protein of 343 amino acids. The transcript is spliced from 2 exons. The record is from RefSeq and is a predicted model, not a curated record.
AUGGCCGAUUUCAAUGACUUGCCUACUGAGGUCGAGGACGUCCUCUGGCAACUUGCCCUCCCCUCGCCACGGGCACACUCGGUCGAGCUGCGCUCCAUUUUCCACCAGGAGAUGAGCCUUCAGGGCCCGGGGGACCCAAAUUGCCACAUGGCAGAGAGAAUCUGGCGAACCCUGCAUGUCGUCCUCCCCUCUGUGCCUACCAAGACGCCCGCCGCGCUGACCGUCACCCCCGAAGUCCUCCACCAAGAGAUGACUCAGUUGGAGUUGGGCACCAACUUCCUCGACACCACCAACGACAACAACGGCAGCACCUCCACGACCAAAGAUAAGGAGCCAGCCAAACCAACGGCGCCGACCAACAACCGCCCCCCCACUUCAUCCCCGUCACUUACCGCAACGACGACCUCUACAUCUUCAACUGGGUACCCAUCCCGGCUCCGCCACAUCGCCAUGAUCUACCCAGAGCAGUGGUCCACGAUCCCCGACCUGGUUACCGACACUGUCACCAUCCCGUGCCACUGGUGCGGCCGUUUCCACAGCAUGGUCUACAUCCCCUGGGAAUUCCCCCACCGCGGCCAACCCAUCCCCACCGCGCGCAUCGGCGCCGGCGUCCUCGACCCGCCCAUGCGCGAGUGCUGCCUGUCCCGCUGGGUUCUGCAGCGCUUCGCCGGCAUGGAGUGCUUCUACUUCGUCGUCGCCGGCCUGCCCCGCCCGUCCGCCGCCCAGGUCGCCGACCCGUCCGCCCGCAUCCGCAUCCGCGUUCCCCGGGUCAGUUACCACAACAACACCAUGAUCAUGAACAAUGUCGGCGCCGCCACCGAGGAGGAGGUGGUGGAGCCGCUGCGCGUCCUCCACAGCGCCAACCGCGUCUACUACGAGGUCGUCAUGGGCGAGGAUGCCGGCCCCGAGGUCCGCCGGGCACGCAUGCUGCUGGAGUAUCUGUGCUACACCUUUGCCACCGCCCCCAUGCUGGCGGGCAAUGAUUUUGUUGGUGUCAAGUUCAAGAUCCUGUCUUUCGAGGACGAGGAGUAA